Parastagonospora nodorum SN15 is the source of this 1633-nucleotide messenger RNA. RefSeq lists its product as hypothetical. The record is from RefSeq and is a predicted model, not a curated record. The transcript is spliced from 2 exons. Gene Ontology annotation, molecular function: catalytic activity. Bases 1 to 1602 code for a protein of 533 amino acids. NCBI's taxonomy places the organism in Eukaryota, Fungi, Ascomycota, Dothideomycetes, Pleosporales, Phaeosphaeriaceae.
AUGUCAGUCUUCUCAUUAGACACAAGCCAAGGCAAUCCUGUUACCCAAGAGACAGUGGAGAAGUUAUGUCUACAGCUUGGAGUAACGAUCAAAGAGAAUGAAAGGGAAGAUUACAGACGCUUGCUUGCCGUAUUCCAUGAUGCUAGUGAGCAGUUGAUGGCGAUGGACGACUAUGUUCCAGUCGUAGACGAGGAACGUUUCCCGCGAGAAAAUGUCCAUUUUCCAGAGAGGGCCGACAAUUCUCAUGGCGCAUGGGCAUGGAAAUGCAACAUCGUCGAUAAGCAAGCACAAGGCGGCAAGCUAAAAGGCAAGACGUUCGCGCUAAAAGACAACGUAGCAGUCAAGGGUGUUCCAAUGCUUUUGGGAACCAAUUUCAUCAAAGGCUUCGUACCAGAUUGCGAUGCUUCAGUAGUCACGAGGAUAUUAGAAGCUGGCGGUCAGAUCCUAGGGAAGGCCGUUUGCGAGAACAUGUGUCAUUCUGCCACUAGUCAUUCAUCUGGAACUGGAAUUGUAGAAAGCCCGUUUGCGAAGGGCUAUAGCGCCGGUGGAAGCUCCAGUGGAUCGGGAGUACUCGUCGCUUUGGGUGAGGUUGAUGGAGCAGUUGGAGCCGAUCAGGGUGGUAGUAUUCGCGUCCCCGCAGCAAAUUGCGGUAUCGUUGGAUUGAAACCUACUUUUGGUUUGGUUCCAUACACAGCAUCUGGUUCCAAUGAGCCGACAAACGAUCACCUUGGUCCUAUGACGAAAUCAGUCUUGGAUAACGCGCUCUUCCUUGAAGCUAUCGCCGGCAACGACAACAUAGACGAUCGGUCAUUCGCUGCUCCACAUCCGUCGAAACUCCCGAAGUAUAGCUCAAUAAUGAGUCUGCCCAUGGAGAAACCGCUUCAGGGGAAACUAUUUGCUAUCAUCACGGAGUCUCUGUUGACACCGGCUCUCGAUCCGCGUGUAGUCAAGACAUUCCGAGUGGCGGUAGCAAAGUACGUUGAUCUUGGUGCCACGGUCGAAGAAGUCUCAAUACCGAUCCACUCAAAAGGAGCCGCAAUAUGGACCGGUAUAUCGAAAGUCGGUGGCUUCCUGUCCAAGACUUCCGGCGCAUUUGGAAGAAGAGGCCAUCAAAUGCUCGGCUUGAACUCAUUGCUUCAUCCCAUGGGUCAGGAAAACUGGGACGAAGCAUACGCCUCCACGAAGAACAUAUACCUGAACGGUCUCUACGCUACAGAAAAGUUCCCGCACCUACUUGCCAAAGCAACGAAUUUAUCGCGCCAGCUACGAGACGCUUAUGAUGCUGCACUGGAGACGUACGAUGUCCUCUUUACUCCUACUCUUCCCUAUGUGGCGACUAGUCAUGCUGCACCGGACGCGACGCCGCUUGAGCAGAUUACGAAGCAGAUAGGCCUGACAGCAAAUACAGCCCCGUUCAACCAGAGUGGUCAUCCAGUGCUGGCAUUACCCAUCGGCAUGCUGGAAGUGCUCGAAGGUCCAGGAGUAAAGGAUGGUGUAAAGUUGCCUGUUAGCAUGCAGGUUAUUGGGAAAUGGUGGGAUGAGUUGGCUAUUUAUGAAGCGUCGUUCGCUUGGGAGCGAGCCAAUGAUUGGCGUAGUAUGUAGAUAAGCUCUCAAGUCUCGUGUAAGGCGUCUG